AUGGCUCCCUUAGCCGAAGUCGGGGGCUUCCUUGGCGGCCUGGAGGGCUUGGGCCAGCAGGUGGGCUCGCACUUCCUGCUGCCUCCUGCAGGGGAGCGGCCGCCUCUGCUGGGCGAGCGCCGGGGCGCGGUGGAGCGGGGCGCCCGCGGCGGCCCUGGGGCUGCGGAGCUGGCGCACCUGCACGGCAUCCUGCGCCGCCGGCAGCUCUACUGCCGCACGGGCUUCCACCUGCAGAUCUUGCCCGACGGCAGCGUGCAGGGCACCCGGCAGGACCACAGCCUCUUCGGUAUCCUGGAAUUCAUCAGUGUGGCAGUGGGGCUGGUCAGUAUUAGAGGAGUGGACAGUGGUCUUUACCUUGGAAUGAAUGACAAAGGAGAACUCUAUGGCUCAGAGAAAUUGACGUCUGAAUGCAUCUUUAGAGAGCAAUUUGAAGAGAACUGGUAUAAUACCUAUUCCUCCAACAUAUAUAAACAUGGAGACACUGGCCGUAGGUAUUUUGUGGCACUUAACAAAGACGGAACUCCAAGAGAUGGUGCCAGGUCCAAAAGACAUCAGAAAUUUACACAUUUCCUGCCUAGACCAGUGGAUCCAGAAAGAGUUCCUGAACUGUACAAGGACAUACUGAUGUACAGUUGA
This is a messenger RNA of Lutra lutra (Eurasian river otter), 636 nucleotides long. It is a transcript of the gene FGF20, whose product is annotated as fibroblast growth factor 20. Gene Ontology annotation, cellular component: cytoplasm. The transcript is spliced from 3 exons. Gene Ontology annotation, molecular function: fibroblast growth factor receptor binding; growth factor activity. The record is from RefSeq and is a predicted model, not a curated record. Bases 1 to 636 code for a protein of 211 amino acids. Lineage: Eukaryota; Metazoa; Chordata; Mammalia; Carnivora; Mustelidae. Gene Ontology annotation, biological process: positive regulation of protein phosphorylation; cell differentiation; regulation of cell migration.